This is a messenger RNA of Amphiprion ocellaris (clown anemonefish), 5384 nucleotides long. It is a transcript of the gene vax2, whose product is annotated as ventral anterior homeobox 2. The record is from RefSeq and is a predicted model, not a curated record. Gene Ontology annotation, molecular function: DNA-binding transcription factor activity, RNA polymerase II-specific; DNA binding. Gene Ontology annotation, biological process: neuron differentiation; brain development; central nervous system development. Lineage: Eukaryota; Metazoa; Chordata; Actinopteri; Pomacentridae. The transcript has 3 exons. Bases 830 to 1750 code for a protein of 306 amino acids.
AUAUUAUCCACACACCAGCAUCUCUCCUCUGCUAGCGCAGGCAGGGUGUUUCAGCCGCCCGGCUCAGACGUGAUGUUUCAGCCGUGAAGCAAAUUAUAAAAACCGAGUCUUCUCGAGACUUUAUCUGUGAGCAAAUGUGACCAUUUCCCACUUCCUGACAGUCCCCUCCUGAAGGGUUUCAGCACAGACAUCUUCUCUUGUGCGCUUCACUAAAGCAGAAGACCACCGACCCCCUAAUGUGGUCAUCUCACCAGCAACAACAUGCAAACAAGGAUCCUCAGAAGCAGCCGAUCUGACCGGGAGUGAAGUAACAGGCUGCAGCUUCGGACAAACCAGGAGAAACUUUCCUUCCUGGGUUGUGCACCGUGAACUGUGACCGCUUUUUCUUCCUCCUUUUUUUCCUGCGCGCCGCCUCUUACUUUAUUUCGUUGGUGAGCAGUGUGUGAGUGUUUGUGGCACCUCCCCACUCCUCCAUACAUCUCUUUGCCAACUUACCUUGCCGGCUGCAUCAUGCAUUUCUUCUGCAGCUCCUGGCUAUUGUAGUUAGAAGCAGGAGCCUGAGAUUUCUCCCCGAGCCGGCUUCCUCUUCCCCUGGUUUGGACUCCGGGCUGUACGUCAUGCCGAGACACCUGAAGCGCACUUCGGUUCCGUUGCAGGACCGCAUGGUUCCUUUGUAACUGGAUCUACUUUUCUUUGGAGGGAGAGGUGGGCAUGCUCUCCUCGUCUCUGGAGAACAUUUGCAAAGAGGAGAAGAAAGUAGAGAGAGAAGUGUGAGCAGCAGCUGCAGAGGGAAGGAGAGAUAACCUCAGAGAUUGUAACUUACUUGUAGAUGUUUGAUCAGGCCACGACUAUGGGCGAUGGGAACCACCGCUGUGGACCCAACCCGCUGUGCCCGGACAGGAUGGAGACGAAGUGCCGCGCCGAGAUAGGGAGCAGGUCCCCGGUCCAGAGCUCCACCGACACCCCGGGGACAUCAGCGUCCACCCCGACGUCCUCCAGCGAAGACGGACACGACAAACUUUUGGGAGUGGACCCUGACUACUGUCGGAGGAUAUUAGUAAGGGACGCCAAAGGCACCAUCCGGGAGAUCGUCCUGCCGAAGGGCCUCGACCUGGACCGGCCCAAACGCACGCGGACCUCCUUCACGGCCGAACAGCUGUACCGGCUCGAGCUCGAGUUCCAGCGGUGUCAGUACGUGGUGGGGCGCGAGCGCACCGAGCUGGCCCGGCAGCUGAACCUCUCCGAAACCCAGGUCAAGGUCUGGUUCCAAAACCGCCGGACCAAACAGAAGAAGGACACCACCAAGGAUUCAGACAAGCGCUCCUCCUCCUCGUCCGAGUCUUUGGCUACCUGCAACAUCCUGCGCCUCCUGGAGCAGGGCCGCCUGCUGUCGGGCCCCGCCCCGCCACACAACUCCCUCCUGGGGCCUCCGAGUCACCCAGCCAACGGCUCCCUGCUGAGCAGCCCUGGUGGAGGCUCCUCCACCUCGCCUGGGAUCAGCAGCAGCACUCCUCCCAGCUCCCUACCAGGAGGGACUUUCGGGCUGUCGCUGCCGUCGCUGGGCGGCGCUCCGCCUUCGCCGCGGCUGGGCGUCCCACCGCCACACUCCCUCUGCUUCUCCAUGCCGCUGCUAGGGGGCGCUCAUCACGAACUGACGUCCACCUACGGCUGCGGCUCUUCAGCUUUUGAGCCGUACAUGCGGCUGGACAGGAAGGAGGCGGAUCUGGGUGGGAAGAAGACAGUUUCUUAAGUUACACUUUUAGGAACAAGAGGGGACACUGACUUGUCUUUAUAAGAGCUUCUCUCCUCAGUCUCUCGCCCUGACACCUCUUUGACACUUGAACGGCUGCAGACAGGCAAAGAAAGCACCCUGGAUCACGGGAAAUGUGAAAAACUAAGUGACUGGGUUGCUUUCACGCAGCACCAUUUUGUGCCACGGCACUGUUUGGCACACUGACACAAAAUGGUGAAAAAGGACUUGAUGUGGCGGAGAGUGAUGAUUCCACUCUCCCACAUUAAAAAACAAAAAAGAAACAAAAAAAAGAAACAAAAACUUGUGAAUUUUUGCAAAAAUGCUGUGUGUGUAUGUUCCAGAUGGUUUUUAUCACCGCUCUCUUUGCAGUGGUUUUAAGUGACUCUUCACUUUUUGUCCAGUGAGUUUGUGUGUGUGGUUUUCUCUCUAUACAGGCCUUCAUUUACUGUUCAGGAAAAAAAAAUACUUGACAUGGAUAUUUCAGAUUGAAUCAGCAUCUGAGUGAUAUUUCAAAGAGAGCAGUAUGUACACAUUUCUAAGUGGCCAUGUUUGAUUUUAGUUGAUGUGCUAUCACAAUAGGAACAAACACUGAAGAAAAAAAGAAUCGUAGCAUUUUAAUAUCAGUCUGUUUGGUGUCCAGCUGUAGUUUUUGUAAAUUCUUUAUUUGGUUGUGUUUGUGUAUGAAACAAUAUGUGGUAGAAUCUGGACAGAUGGUGCAAAAUCACAUAUCUAGAUCUGAUAGGUGAAUAUGAAAGGACAUGAAAAGAAAGACAUGUAGUUUUGUGACAAAGCUGGUUAGAGUCUGCCAAAGCAUUCACUCAUAAAGCUUUGGAAGUGCCACACUUGUUGCACUCCAGUCAGAGAAAUGACUUUUCAACUCCGAUUGAUUCACAGAUUUCUCAGUUUCCCAUCCUAAAGAUGCAGAUAUUAAAGAAUCUGGCUGUAUUUUUGGACAGUUUUGCAGCACUAAGUCUCAAUUUCUGUCCAUGAUUAGAGCUGCAACCCUAAAAAAAAAUCAAUGUGCAGCAAUUUUGAUAAUCAGUUCAAUGCUUUUUUUGUUUUUCAAGCAGAGACACCAACUGUUUCUGUAAAUGAAUUUUCUUUUUCGUACAGUGAAGACAACACAGACUGAGAGAUUGAUCGAGAAAACAAUUGACCUAUUGAUUGAUAAUGGCAGUUAGUUGCAGCCCUGGUUGGGACAAACAUGUCACCUGUAGGAUUUGUUGCUUCACCCCAUUUUUUUCUUCUUUUUCCGGCUUGUUCAUAAUUGGUUUUCCGAUAACCGCAUCUGUUCGACCAGGUCAUCAUAUCCAAAACCUUCGUCUUUUACGUAACAAGCUGCAGCAUCACAUGAGAACAUCUUUAUUGGUUUAUUUUUCUUUAACUUUGUAUUUGUGUUUGGAUCUUCUUCGAUGACAUUUGACUCACCCUCCUGUUACACUUUAAAUGAAAAGAGUUCCUCUGAUCGCCCCUCAUUGAAAGCACUUUAUGUUUGUAGGUAUUUAUACAUCCUCCUGUAUCUUCCUCUUUUUGCUUUUAAAGCUCCUCAUUCACUAAAAAAAAAAAGCCUCCCAGCUUUCACAGCUUUAGUAAGAGUCAGGGUUUGGAGUCAGUUUAUUUUUACGAAGGUGUUUUUUGGAAUUAAAGCCAGAAAACCCUCUCCUUGUUUUCAAAAUAAACUGCAGCUCCAUUUUUGAAUUGAUGGAUCUGAAGCUAAUUUGACCUCUGUGUUUGGACUCCGAAUACAUAUGUUGAAUACAUUCAGGAGAGGAAGAUGGAGGGAACUGAAAGGAUCAGCUGUUGUAUUUUUCCCUUCCCCAUAUGAUGCCAUUUGUCCAGGUUUCCUUGUUGUCCAAAGAAAAUCAAAAUCACCCAGGAGAACCUGCAAUUCGCAACAGUUUGCCCUCAAUUUGUGCGUGUCAGAUGAGUUAUUGCCCCCUUUUCACUCCUGUCUCUUGUCUGUUCUCCCAUGUAUCUAUUCAUUUCUAGAUUUCAUCUCCCUGUGAGGUUUAAUGCGUUUUUUCCCCCAAUCCCUUUCUCUCCCUUGUGGCUCGACAUGUAUUAAAAAAAAAAAAAAAUCGGACACUGCCAUGACAUCAAUUUCGAAAUAAGCCUACCAGUAAAGGCCAGUUUAGAGCAGCCGAGCAUGCUUCCAGCUGCAGACACAUUUCUAGUGGAGUGCAUGGAAAGGUUCCGACCUCAGCCGAUAAAAACUCUCCGUCUGUCGGCUCAUCGGGCCUUUUUGCACCCGUGUAGCAGCGGCUGGUGGCUGGUGAUUUGUUGUUGUUGUGUUCAGACCCCAACGGCGCUGCAAAAAAACCCUGUCAUCAAGUCGCGGCUCUUUGCAGCGGUGCACCUGUGCUGUUGUCGAACACUGUAUUAUUUUCUAUAAGCACCAUUCAUAAUUCACACGCUCUGGCAUCAAAUAUUGAGCAGAGAGAUGGAACUGAGAGGUCAGAGGCUUGGCUUCUCAUGUGAGCCUGGCAUACUCUUUCACAAAUCCCUCUGAUUUGUCCUCACUCACAACCCAUUCGUUCCCCUGCUGUGUCAUAAACAGCCUCUGCUCCUUGUUUUUUAUUAGAAUAUUUAAUUUUUUUUGUUUGUUUUUUUUAUGUCUUUAGCUGCACAAGAUAGUGGAUACAAGAGAUCUUAAUUAGGAAAAUCAGCUCUUUUACAGUCAUUUCUCAGCCAUUGUGACAUGAAAGGAGCGUCAUAUGUUAAAGAAUCUUCUUUUGUUUCGGUGGUUACAAAAGAAAUCUUCUCACGCUCCGUAUUUCCCUUGACAUUCAGCACUGACUCCUUUUCCUGUCACGGUACGGUGAUGUUUUGUAAUGUAAAUCUGCUGUUACUGUAUUGUAUGCUCAGCUCGGUAGAUUAAGGAUUCAGCUUGAGGGAGACAGUCAAAGAAGUGAGCGGCCACUUCUCUUCUGGGCAGAAAGAAAUGUUGUAAAGCCUUGCAUCAGUUAAACAAAGCCUUUAGUUUUCACUUUUCUUUUGGUUCUACAGUUUGUUUUUGCUUUUUCUUUGUAAGAUUCUCAUUCCAGCUGAGUGGAAGUGUUGCUUUUGUUGUGUGCAAUCUGUGACACCUUGCACUUGUUGAGGUUUCAGAAACAGUAAGGGCCUUGCCACGGCUCUCGCUACUGCAUCAUGACUUUCUCGAGUCCUUUUCUGUGAAAUGUUCUUUUAUUUUACAAACAAACUGACUCCGCUUGGUUCACUUUUUCGUUAUGCACAGCCAAGGUCCUGCAUUGGCCCUGACUUCUUUUCUUUGAGCAGUAAAACUUACUUAAUGUCAAGCUAAAGGCACCAGCUACUACUUAUGAUGAACAAACUGUAUGUACAUAGAUAUAAAUUUAUAUAUAAAUAUAUAUAAAUGGGUCUUUGCACAAGUUAUCUCCAUGUCUGCUCCGUGUGACUUUAACAGGAAAAACAAAAUGUGAAAGAAAGUUCAGAAAAAAGACUUUAUAUAUGCUUUACAAUUCUUUGUCUCAUUAACAUUUUGCACUUAUUUAAAGAGGCUUACUUCUGUUUCUGGGCUGACAGAGCUGUUUUCACGCUCGGCCAAGAUAUUGUACAAUAUGUAUAUGUAUUUUUAUUCAUAUGCAUAUAAAUAUAUGUCUAUGUAAUUUGC